AUGGCUGGGCGCAUGGUCUUGUACAAGCUCGUGGUCCUGGGCGAUGGCGGCGUCGGCAAGACGGCCCUGACCAUCCAGCUGUGUCUGCAACACUUUGUCGAAACUUACGACCCGACAAUUGAAGACUCGUACCGCAAGCAGGUCGUCAUAGACAACCAGCCAUGCAUGCUCGAGGUGCUCGACACGGCCGGCCAGGAAGAGUACACGGCCCUCCGCGACCAGUGGAUCCGCGACGGCGAGGGCUUCGUCCUCGUCUACAGCAUCUCUUCUCGCUCCUCCUUUACCCGCAUCAAGCGCUUCCACCACCAGAUUCAGCGCGUCAAGGAGUCCCCCCAGAUGCCCGUCCCCGUCAUGCUCGUCGGCAACAAGAGCGACCGAGUCACGGAGCGCGAGGUGUCGACGCAAGAAGGCCACGCCCUCGCCCGCGAGCUCGGCUGCGAAUUCGUCGAGGCCUCGGCCAAGAACUGCAUCAAUGUCGAAAAGGCCUUUUACGACGUCGUCAGGAUCCUGCGCCGCCAACGCCAGCAGGUGUCGCGCCCUCCGGCCGGCUCCAGCGGCCGCUCUCGCACUGGCAACGGCGACGCCGGCGGCCGAGAGCGCGAGUCCCCCCGCUACCGGCGCAGCAAAGACGGCGAAAAGAGCAAAUCAAAGUGCGUGGUAUUAUGA
Molecule: messenger RNA, 666 nt
Organism: Hirsutella rhossiliensis
Lineage: Eukaryota; Fungi; Ascomycota; Sordariomycetes; Hypocreales; Ophiocordycipitaceae
Product: ras family domain-containing protein
Exons: 3
Coding region: 1-666 (221 amino acids)
Biological process (GO): signal transduction
Cellular component (GO): plasma membrane
Molecular function (GO): GTPase activity; GTP binding; GDP binding
Source: RefSeq, a predicted model, not a curated record